This is a messenger RNA of Trifolium pratense (red clover), 1314 nucleotides long. RefSeq names its product probable aspartic proteinase GIP2. Lineage: Eukaryota; Viridiplantae; Streptophyta; Magnoliopsida; Fabales; Fabaceae. The coding region runs from base 1 to 1314 and encodes 437 amino acids. The transcript has a single exon. Gene Ontology annotation, biological process: proteolysis. Gene Ontology annotation, molecular function: aspartic-type endopeptidase activity. The record is from RefSeq and is a predicted model, not a curated record.
AUGACAACAAUUGCUUCAAAUUUUCUUCUCUUCUUCAUUCUUUUCACCUUCAUCUCUCCCUCAACAGCCUUUUCACAUAUUCAACCCAAUGCACUUGUUCUUCCAAUCACACAAGACUCUACCACUAACCAGUACAUCACUUUGAUUCAUCAAAGAACACCUCUUGUUCCUAUCAAACUAACAUUAGAUUUAAGUGGUCAAUUCCUUUGGAUAAAUUGUGAAGAACAUUAUGUCUCAUCAAGUUACCAACCUAUUCAUUGCAACACACCACAAUGCUCAAUAACAAAAUCCAAAACAUGUAGAAACUGUUUCUAUUUUAAAAACCCUGGAUGCAACAUUAACACAUGUAACCUUUAUCCAAAUAAUGUUCUUACUCAUACAAAUGAAAUUGGUGAAGUUUCAUUAGAUGUUAUUGCAGUUCAUUCAACUGAUGGAUCAAAACUUGGUCAACAAGUUACUGUAAAAAACUUUCUUUUCACAUGUGGUAGAACAAAUCUCUUGAAAGGUCUUGCUAAUGGAGUUAAUGGCAUGGCUGGUUUUGGAAGAAGUGAAAUUUCAUUACCUUCACUUUUUUCUUCUGCUUUAAGCUUCCAAAAAAAGUUUGCAAUUUGUUUAAGUUCUUCAAAAACUAAAUCUAGUAGUGUUUUGUUCUUUGGUGAUGGCCCUUAUGUUUUCUUUCCUAGGAUUGACGUUUCAAAAUUUCUUAUCUUUACGCCGCUUAUCAAAAACCCGGAUAAUUCAGCAGGACCAUUUUUCCAUGGAAGUCCUGCAGGUGAAUAUUUCAUUGGAGUAAAAGGUAUUAGAAUCAAUGAAAAACAUGUUUCAUUAAACACAUCAUUGUUGUCCAUAGGUGAUGAAGGUGAAGGAGGAACAAAAAUCAGCACUUUAAAUCCUUACACUAUCAUGGAAACAUCUAUUCAUAAUGCUUUUGUUGAUGCAUUUGCAAGAGAAUUUGAAGAUGUUCCUAAAGCAAAAGCAGUAAAGCCUUUUAAACUAUGUUAUAAGUUGAAGGAUUUGAGUGUUACAAGGGUUGACUUUGUGCCAACAGUUGACUUUGUGUUGCAAAAUAAGGAUGUUUUUUGGAGGAUGUUUGGAGCAAAUUCUAUGAUGAAAGUGAGUUGUGAGGUUUAUUGUGUUGCAUUUGUAGAUGGAGGUGUAGAAGUUACAACUUCCAUUGUUAUUGGUGGAUAUCAGUUACAUGAUAAUCUUUUGGAAUUUGAUUUGGAAAAUUCAAGACUUGGAUUCAGUUCCUCUUUAUUGUUCAGAAAAACUACUUGUGCAAACUUCAAUUUCACCUCUAUAGUACUUAAUUGA